UGACGCUAAGAAAGAGCUCAUUGGUUGAACGUGCCGCCAUUGGAGCCGCCAGAGUAGGGAAAGCAGUGCAGGAAAGCUGUUUAAUUGCGUUUGGCUGCUGCGCUCGGCUCUGGAGCCCGUUAAGCGUUUUUCCGGUCCAUGGAGAGAGGCCCGUGAACGGGAACCGUGAGGGUAGAGUAUUCAGAUUUGAUAUUUUCAGUCUCAUGGAUCUAAUUUCCUCUGUACCUCAGAAUCAACGACAUGUUCUGGGAAAGAUGGUGCCCUUCAGCUUUCCUCCAUCAAAAAUUGCACUUUGGAAUCCAGCUCCUAUUGGAGAGAGCACUCUAUCCCAUUUGAGUUAUUACAGAAACCCUAAAUUAAUCAUGACUGAGAAAACCCUUCGGCUUGCCCAUCGUCAUGCUAAGCAAAGUCGAAGACACCCUUUUACCUGUUUCCUAGUUGGAACUCUUGCAAUAAGUGAAGAUGAUGGAGUAUUGCUUACACUAGACCGUUUUGACCCAGGUCGUGAAGUAACUGGUGGAUUGGGAAAAAUACCUACAGCAUCUCUUCCUGGAGAUUUUUUAAUUCCAUGUACAUUUAGUGCUUGGGGAUCUUCUUCAGGUGAUGUCAUAGCACACAGCUCUGAUGAUUUCCACUUAGCUUUUAAGAUAUUGCAACAGAAUCUGAAUAGCCAAGAUUUUUUGGAUCCUUCCAAACUGCUGACCUUGAGAGUUCACAUCUCUUCAACAGAGAAUAUGGACAACCUACACUUUGACUUUCACUGGGCAGCUGUUACAGUGGCCAAUGUUCUAAAAUGCACUCCUGUGAAAUCUGUUCCAAUAAUUCCUACGGCUCUUGCUAGGAACCUAAGCAGCCACAUGAAUAUUACACAAGUUCAGGGAUCCUGCAAGUAUGGAUAUCUUACUAUGGACCAGACUAGGAAGCUGCUUUUAGUUCUGGAAUCUGACCCCAAAGCAUACACUUUGCCAUUGAUUGGCAUCUGGUUGAGUGGAGUAUCUCAUAUCUAUAGUCCACAAGUCUGGGCCUACUGUCUGCGCUACUUAUUCAGCUCUUCAGUUCAAAAGAGGGUUCCAUCAGAAUCAGGCAGCUUUCUUAUAGCUCUUUAUUCCCUGAAACACAACAGUCCAGAGUUCUAUGAAUGCCUUCCUUGUGGAGGAAGUACUGAACUAGGUUUCCAGUUGCUUACAAGCAAAGAAAGUUUACAUCUGUUCAAAAAUGUUGAGCCAUCUGAUAAACAUCCUAUCCAAUUUGAAUUGAGUUCAGAAAAUAAAAAUGCAGAAAUGGAGUUCUUCAGCAGAAUUAUGAAGAAUGUUUCCACUAGCAGCCUGUCUCAGAGUUCCACUCCCAGUAAACUCUCAAUCAGUGAUCAGGACUCGGGUGUGGAAGAUGAUGCAUCCCCAAGACCAUUUCCCUGUCCUCAGCCUGUGACUCAUCAGAUCACUGAGAUCCAACCUUUGGUUCCUGAAUUGUCAAUCGUAUUUGAUGGCACUUCUACAGAAUCUGUACCAGUGUCCAAACAUACCAUGAUCACAGACAAAAAAAGUCAACCUUCAAUUGGAUAUCAGCCUGCUAAGGUGACAUGCCCUGCAAAGCAUCAACUCUUCCAGCUUCAGCAUUCUGAUAAUGGGAAGCAAUUAGUUGGUGGUUGUACCAGAGUGCCUUCCCCAAGGCAGUUACCAAGCCAGUCAAAACAGAGAAUUCCACUAUUAAAACCUUGUAAAGGAAGCCAUUCUUUACUGCAACAACAAUCUGGUGCAGUUGAAUCUCAAGCAAAAAAGAGCUCUGGAUCCAAUUCAUCAUCUUCUCUUUCACCACCUUGUAGUGGUUCUUCUCCCAAUACAUCAUCACAUCAUCAUGGAACACUUUCUGAGAAAUACUUGUCAAGCAGUGAUGCUGGGCAAAAGAAAGAGUUGUCAAAUACCGGACCAUUAGUACCUAGUUCUAGGCAGUCUCCUGUUCCUUUCCAGUCUCCCUGGCCUAGCCCUGCCUUGUCAUCUCCACAUGUGAGAAAGCCAUUGGAUGUUCGAAUUCCAGUUCAAGGUCUGCCUUGUUGUCCUGCUUGUGUUUGUAGCUGUCAGUUACAUGGUCAUGUGCAGUACAGUCCAAUAAAUCCUUGGCAAGGAAUGUGCCUAAGUCACACAACUGAAGUCCAUUCCAGCUCUGCCCAAGAGAGCACACAGGUGGUAUUCCAUCAAAAUAUAGGAAGUACAAAUUCUGACUGCCACCCAGUAUGUGCCUCAAGUAGCCCUGUAAAACCAGGCUGUCAUGGAAACAUUAGGAACAGUUCUAAUGAUAACAUGCCAGGCACAGUAGGAAUUUCUUCUGGCAAUUCACAACCUCAUGCAGUCUGUUCAACUUGUAGUCCCACUUCUGAACCAAAAAUGGGAACCAGUAAUGAAAUGAUGGAGUUGUCUUCGGAUGUUUACAGAAUUCUUACUGAACAAGACAGGCAGAUCAAACUGCUGCAAGCUCAGAUCCAGCGGCUUUUAGAAGCACAAAAUGUUCAGGCCUGUUCUACCAGCACUAUAGCAAACAGCAGCUUACAGUCUCAGAAGCAGCUGGAAUUUGUUGCCAUGGAGACUCACUCCUCCCCAGUGUUACACAUGAAGAAAAGUGUCAGCAUUGCAGUGAGCACAGGUGCCAGCUUAUACUUGAAUCCUCCUUUGGAAAGGAACAAAGAGUCUAUAAAACAAGAUGAUGUUGAAAUUUCCAGUGAAGACAUUAAUAUUUCUAUAAACACUGAGAAGGACACAAGUCAAACAAGCAUUGCCUCUUCAUUAAAAGUAGUUGACAUACCCAGUUUUAUAGACAGUGUUCGUGUUGCUGAAGAAGGACCUAGUCAACCCUCUGCUGGACUCUGUGCACCAGGAGCCAAAGGGAUGGCCCAGACUUCAUUAAUGAGUGAAAGUGUUAGUAUGUGCUUACAGAGCAGGCCAUUGGGAGAAACUUACAAUAAUUUGAUGGCAAUUAAUGAACAGAAAGUUGAGAAUGUUGUCACUACCUUGCCAAAUGUUCAACCAGGUGAUGAGAAGUUUUACCAGGAUAUAUUGGGCCAAGUAAACCAUUUCUUGAAAGAAUCUUCCGAAGAAAACGAAUCUUCAGCAAAAUGUACCACAUCUCCAGAAACAAGCAAAUCCGAAGGGGACUCAGCAGUAAACCCAGUCGUAAGCAACAAAGAUAGUGUGUUGCAGGCAACCUUGAAACAACUGAAGCAGCUUGGAGUGAAUUUUGACUCUCCUCACAAGAUGAACGGUGCCCACAAAGUAGAAAAUGCCAGUAUAAUGGCCUGCAUUAAUCCUGAAGCAGUCAUUCCAGGGCUAAACUACAUUUCUUUUGCCAAUGUUGGCUUGAGUGGUUUAACUCCUAAUGGAGUAGAUCUGAGUAUGGAGGCAAAUGCUAUUGCUCUCAAGUACUUAAGUGAAAGUCAAUUGUCACAACUUUCUCUGAGUCAUUCAAGCCAAAAGAAUUCCAUGGCUUCAUCGGUACAGACACUCCUGCAAACUAAUACAGAUAAAACUUUGGUGGGCUUUGGAUUAAUUUCCCCAACCAAUAUGUCUUUUGCAACCAAGAAAUAUAUGAGAAAGUACGGGCUCUUACAAAGCUGUGAUAGUAGUGAGGAGGAGGAAGAGCAGCAGACUGAUGACCAUAAGGGAAAAGAAAACUUCAAACCUAUUCUACGCUUGGAUUUCAACCCUGUUUUAGAGGGCUUUGCCUGCUGGAAAGACCCCUCUGAAAGAACUAGUGAGAGACAAGCCCUCAAUGCAGUAAAUCAUAACCAUGAACAAUCUAACUAUCAUCUGUCAAAUUCAGAGGGGCCCAUGUUGAGAAAUAUUACAAAUACAGUCCUUCCACUCAGAAUUUUGCACAAACCAAAUGAAAAUUCAGCUCCAUUUUUGAAAGACUUGAAGCCAAAAAUGAAACUUCUACCUGGAAAAGCAGAGUUUACACAACAUCCCGCUGAAGAAAAUCUGGAUAUUCAGAUUGUACCUGAAACUCCCCAAACUCCCAUUAUGGAUCAUUUAAAACACGCAGACAACAUGAAUUCAGUGGGUACUUUUCUUGAUGUACAGCAGCUCCGACAGUUACCAAAGUUAUUCUGACCUAUGUGUUUAAUUGGCAGUCAAUUCCUUACUGGAUUUCUUGGGCCAGUAGAAGCCAGUUUUCCUUUGUUUCAGCAGAAUUGAAAGAAACUCCUGGCUAAGAAUCUUUUCUGAAGAUGUUCUGGCAAUAAACAAGUGAGGAGAUCUUUCAUCUUAGCAGAUCUCCUUGCUUAAUGUGAUGAUUUGGUUGUUAAUGCGAGAUAUAUAUAUAUAUUUUUAAGUUGUGGCAUAUUUUAGUAUAUUUUAUACUCCAAAAGGUUAAUUAAUACAUAAUCUGAACUUAAUGUGUGAUAUAUAUUUUCUAACUGAUGUGGACUAGUGACUAUAUGAAAUGAGGAGAGUGGUGACUCAACAUCUGCCUUAGAGCAGAGUGAGUUUAAGACAGCCUACUUUUUUUACUCCAUGUAAAGCAAUCUUUUUUAGUUUAUUUGCGCAUUAGAGUCAUGCACUUCACUGUACAGCCUUAGUUCUUAAGAAUUUGAAAUAAAAUUUCAC
Molecule: messenger RNA, 4595 nt
Organism: Pogona vitticeps (central bearded dragon)
Lineage: Eukaryota; Metazoa; Chordata; Lepidosauria; Squamata; Agamidae
Gene: STIL
Product: STIL centriolar assembly protein
Biological process (GO): microtubule organizing center organization; smoothened signaling pathway; mitotic spindle organization
Cellular component (GO): microtubule organizing center
Source: RefSeq, a predicted model, not a curated record